UUUGAGCCAUCGCGGCUGCUGUAGCGGCAGGAGGAGCAGCAGGAGGAGGAGAGCAUGACUGGUCCCUUUGACGUGGAAAUAUUUCCGUAACGAGACGAUGGACGAGUAGCAGCAGCGUGUAGCUCGAAGCUAUUCCACAUUAACCUUAUACCGAGACGCGGGAUUUUAGUCCAGAUCCUGGACUGGUCUGGGUUCACGGGAGUGACCGGACAACAGUCUGUGACAGGCUGAAGCCUUCGUAUCCCCCCGCCUCCCUCCCGCUCAGCUACAAUCAUGAUUAAAGCCAUUUUAAUAUUCAACAACCAUGGGAAACCGAGGCUGUCCAAAUUCUACGAACAUUAUAGUGAAGACACAGAGCAACAGAUCAUCAGGGAAACCUUCCACUUGGUGUCGAAAAGAGACGAGAACGUGUGUAAUUUCCUUGAAGGUGGCAUGCUGAUUGGAGGAUCAGACUAUAAGCUGAUCUACAGACACUACGCCACGCUCUACUUUGUGUUCUGUGUGGACUCCUCAGAGAGUGAACUAGGAAUUUUAGACUUAAUCCAGGUUUUCGUGGAAACGUUGGACAAAUGCUUCGAGAAUGUCUGUGAACUUGACUUGAUUUUCCAUGUAGACAAGGUGCACAACAUCCUUGCAGAGAUGGUAAUGGGCGGGAUGGUCCUGGAAACCAACAUGAACGAAAUCAUCACACAGGUGGAUGCCCAGAACAAGAUGGAGAAGUCUGAGGCGGGUAUUGCAGGAGCGCCUGCUCGUGCCGUGUCAGCUGUAAAGAACAUGAACCUCCCGGAAAUGCCCAGAAACAUCAACAUUGGUGACAUCAGCAUAAAAGUGCCAAAUUUACCUUCCUUCAAAUAGUGGCAGCAACAGAUCCUGAGCCUGCAGAUGUCAGCCAAUGUUUACCAUGAUGCAAUCUGUUUACCAAAACCUCAGAUUACUUAAUUUUAUCAAAGUAUACCUCCUGAAGGUACUGUGUGAUUUGACACUCCCUGUUCUGGUGUUUUCUCUUUGUUUUUCCUAUUAAAGAAAAGAAUGUUUUACUUGUUUUUUGUCUGUUUGUUUUCUGGAAGGAAAAAUGAAGUAUUUAUUUAUCACUGGUACAUUCCCUCUGCCUCACUGGAGGUUGGCCCUUGAUGUUAAGCUGCUACAGCGCAGAUCUGUGACAGUUUGUAACUGAAAUCAUUUCACCAACUCAAGUGUUUUAAGCAGGAAGUAAAGGCAGAUUGGUUUGGUUUUUCCAGACCAGAAAAAUCAAUCAAUGAAGAAACAAGAUCGAAGCAUUUGUGAUAGUGAAUUGAAGCAGGUCUGCUAAAGUAUUGACAGUCAUAUAUCACAACCUGUUUGUAAAAUCAGUGCAAACAAUAAAGAAUAUUAUAAUAUUGUAGAUAUGCUUUGUGACAGAAAGAUGGAUAUAUAUGCUGAAAUUAUUUUUCUUUUUCUUGUUUGUAUGCAAAAUAUUUUUCAAUGAUUUAUCAUGUCUUAUUAAACAAUUCUCUUAAUUUUA
Molecule: messenger RNA, 1501 nt
Organism: Cheilinus undulatus (humphead wrasse)
Lineage: Eukaryota; Metazoa; Chordata; Actinopteri; Labriformes; Labridae
Gene: ap3s1
Product: adaptor related protein complex 3 subunit sigma 1
Exons: 6
Coding region: 274-855 (193 amino acids)
Biological process (GO): intracellular protein transport; Golgi to vacuole transport
Cellular component (GO): AP-3 adaptor complex; intracellular membrane-bounded organelle; membrane coat
Source: RefSeq, a predicted model, not a curated record